Messenger RNA from Mercenaria mercenaria, 3522 nucleotides. Its product is annotated as vacuolar protein sorting-associated protein 53 homolog. The record is from RefSeq and is a predicted model, not a curated record. Lineage: Eukaryota; Metazoa; Mollusca; Bivalvia; Venerida; Veneridae. Gene Ontology annotation, cellular component: GARP complex. The transcript has 20 exons. Gene Ontology annotation, biological process: retrograde transport, endosome to Golgi. The coding region runs from base 49 to 2601 and encodes 850 amino acids.
CACUGUACGGUACGGAACGGUACGAAAUGGGAUGAAGUCAGAUCCAAUAUGGCUGCUCUGGAAGACGACGAAAAUUUAGACGAAGAAAUUUUCCAAGAUACUGCUUUAUUAACGUUUCCGGAAGAUGUUCAGUCCGUUAUUGAUGAUAUAUUACCCAGUGAGGACCCACUAGACAGAGCAGACUUCAAUCCUGUAGAUUACAUCAAUACACUCUUCCCUACAGAACAGUCCCUGUCAAAUAUUGAUGAUGUGGUUGGGAAAAUAAGGUUCAAAAUCAGACGUUUAGAUGAUGAUAUCCGAACAGUUGUACGAGGACAGACGAAUGUUGGUGAAGAUGGUAGACAAUCUUUGGAAGAGGCACAGAGAGCCAUUCAGGAUCUGUUCACCAAAAUUAAGGACAUUAAAGAUAAGGCAGAAAAAUCUGAGGAAAUGGUAAAGGAGAUAACAAGAGAUAUAAAGCAACUAGAUCAUGCCAAAAGACAUUUGACUUCCUCCAUUACCACACUCAACCAUCUGCAUAUGUUGGUUGGUGGAGUAGAAUCACUCACGUCAUUAACUCGAAGACGGCAGUAUGGUGAAGUGGCAAAUUUACUACAGGGUGUGCUAAAUGUAUUGGAACAUUUCCAGAGAUACAUGUCUAUACCACAGAUAAAAGAAUUAGCGGAUAGGGUAAAACAGAUUCAGACUGAACUUGGUUCACAGAUAAUGUCAGAUUUUGAAGAAGCAUUUCAAGGAUCUGGUGCAAAGUAUGGCCCAGGCAAUCAGAGACAGUUGAAGGAGGCAUGUUUUGUUGUGAAUAUUCUCGACCCCAAAGUGAAACGGGAAUUACUAGGAUGGUUUGUGAAAUUGCAACUCACAGAAUAUUUGGUGCUGUUUGGAGAAAAUCAAGAUGUAGCAUGGUUGGACAAGAUAGACAGAAGGUAUGCAUGGAUAAAACGAACACUUGUAGACUUUGAGGAGAAGUUUGGACACUUGUUUCCUGUUGACUGGGAAGUCAGUGAACGUAUAUGUACGGAAUUCUGUGAUAUCACAAGAAAAGAAUUGAAUAAAAUAAUGGGUAAGAGACGAUCAGAGAUAGACGUUAAAUUGUUAUUGUUUGCCAUACAGAGGACAACAAAUUUUGAGGCGCUGAUUUCUAAGCGGUUCACCGGUGUCACUUUACAGACUGGACAGUCCAAACCAGUUCCAAGUAAGCCACCACCAACAAAAAAUCCAUUUGAGGAAGAGGCAUCCGAGAGCACGAACCCCUUUGCAGAAGAUAUGCCAGCUGAGAAUGGUGACUCUGACGAUUCAAAGGCUGAUGCAAAACCAAUGUCGUCACCCUUCAUUGGAAUUAUUUCAAAAUGUUUCGAGGCUCAUCUAGACAUUUAUAUCGAAUCACAGGACAGAAACCUUGCUGACAUUAUACUCAGAUUUUUAGAAGAUUUUAAACAAUAUGGAACUCCGCGUAUAGAGUCUGAGGAGGGCAGUAACGUGCUGCCGAGCAGCGCUGAUCUCUUUGUGUGCUAUAAGAAGUGUAUGGUGCAGUGUUCACAACUCAGUACAGGUCAACCUAUGAUUGACCUCACCAGGACAUUCCAGAAAUACCUAAAAGAAUACUCUGUCAGAAUAUUACUGAAUAAUCUACCAAAACUUUCAAACCAGAGCAGCAAUGUAACAUCUGCAUCAGGCUUAAUACAGAGUAUAUUGAGGGAAGGUGAGAUCUCAAAGUUAACAGAGGAGGAACAAUGUAGGACCUGUAGCAUACUGUGUACAGCAGAAUAUUGUAUGGAAACUGCUCAACAACUUGAAGAAAAACUGAAAGAAAAAGUGGAUAAAGAGUUAGCUCCAAAAAUAGAUUUGAAUUCGGAACAGGAUUUGUUUCAUAAUGUGAUAUCCAACUGUAUAGCUCUGCUAGUGCAGGACUUGGAAACUGCUUGUGAACCAGCAUUAACUGCUAUGUCAAAGAUGUCAUGGUCAUCAGUUGAAGCUGUAGGGGACCAGAGUGGUUAUGUAACUGCAAUAACUGGACAUCUUAAAAGUACUUUACCUCUUAUUAGAGACAACCUCGCCUCUUCUAGAAAAUACUUCACACAAUUCUGUGUCAAGUUUGCUAAUGCUUUUAUUCCGAAGUUUAUUGGCAGUUUAUUCAAGUGUAAGUCUGUUACUGCAGUAGCUGCUGAGCAGUUAUUACUGGACACCCACUCCUUAAAGACACUGCUGUUAGAUUUACCAUCACUUGGUUCCAGUGUUACUAGAAAGGCACCAGCGAGUUACACAAAGAUUGUUCAGAAAGGAAUGACAAAAGCAGAGAUGAUUUUGAAGGUGAUGAUGUCCCAUCAUGAACCAGCCAUGGCCUUCAUUGAUAACUAUAUACGUCUCCUAAAUGAUUCGGACAUUGGAGAAUUCCAGAAGAUAUUAGAAAUGAAGGGAUUGAAGAGGAGCGAAAUUAGUUCACUGUUGGAGAUGUAUCGUGCUAGGAUUCCUGUAUCCAUGGCAAUAGGUCGUCAGUCUUCUGUAGAGGUCACAGGUCAAGGUCAUUCCAAUCUUGUUCCUUCAACACCAGAACCAGAGUCUAGUCGGAUCAGAAAACUGGAAAAACUCAUCAAGAAAAGACUGUAGUUUUAAGUUUAGCCUGCUAAAUUUGUAAAAUGGACUGGUCCAUCAUUCAAGUCGGACAAUACCAUUUAUUAUUCAAAGGGAUGUUCACUGAAAAUUUAUGGACUAAAUAGCCAACAGUGCAGACCAUGAUCAGCCUGCACAUGGUCUGCACUGGGGCAGCGGCAGAAUCACUUGUCGCCAGCAGGCUAAGAUUAUAUAGCUACAAACACUUCAUAAUUUGUUACCCCAGCUCCUAAACAUAUCAUUUUUCAAUAGAUAAUUGACAUGGAAAGCUGCUAAAACUAUUCUUCAUCCAAACUAACAUGGGGAUAUCUUUUCGUUAAGUCGUCUUAUAACUUUUCCGUUUCUACAUUUAGUAACUUAUAUUUAAGAAAUAAUGUAUAGAAAAACUGUGUUUUAACAUUAUUAAUACAUGGAAAGAGGUUAUACAUUCUGGCGAAGUAUAACCGAUUUUGAGUGUAUUAAUUUAGGUAAAACCCGAUUUUGCUAUACAUUAUUUCGAUUCUAAUAUGCCCUUAAUCUAAAACAGUAGAUAAAAUAUAGUAGCGCUCUUUCUUGGUUGCAUCGAAAACAUUGACGUCGUCGCAUGUUAACUUGACGUCAUUUAAGCGUAAGCAUGUUUUAACACAAACGAGCAUAUUAGAAUUCUUGUUUUAAGAAUUUUAUUGAUCAGAACUUUUUUCUGUAGCUAUUUUAUGAAGGUUAGAAUUGUGUGCUUUAUGGUUCAUCACAGUCUAAAAGCCAAUGUUUACAAUUGUUGUUAAAAAUGGGUUUGGGGACCAAUCGGCAUGCAUUUUACCAUUAUUUUGUGCUUUUGGGUCGUGCAAUGAUCUGUUUCAUAUUUAUUCUUCUUAAUAGAAAUUUAUUGUAUAUUAAUUACUGAAAAUUAUUGAUAAAAUAUAAUUAAUAAGACCAAACGUU